Molecule: messenger RNA, 4929 nt
Organism: Myzus persicae (green peach aphid)
Lineage: Eukaryota; Metazoa; Arthropoda; Insecta; Hemiptera; Aphididae
Exons: 15
Coding region: 130-3810 (1226 amino acids)
Molecular function (GO): protein binding
Source: RefSeq, a predicted model, not a curated record
CGAGCACAAGCCACAGUCGGUCAUGUGCCAUCGGUAAGUAAACGCCUUGCCGUUUGCACGCAAUAUAAUAUAUGAACAAUCAGCUGAUGUUGGCCAUUCGUUGGAGGUUGGAUAUAGUACGAUAUAAUUAUGACUACAUUACGGACCACCACUACAACUGAAUUUCGAAAGCGAGUAUAUUUCGAUGGGUCGCCAUCACACGUUAUAAAUGACAAGUGCCUAACACCUUUAAUGAAAGCAUGUAUGUAUGGACGAUCCGAACAAGUCAAACUAAUCCUAGAAGAAAAACCAUUGACAGUGGUAGAACGGGAUGGUGUUUUUAAGACAGCGUUGCACUACUGUGCCGAAAACGACGAAGACGAUGCAGACUGCGCUAAGCUUCUCCUGGAAGCCGAUCCAUCUAUAGUCGAUAUACCCGACGACGAUGGUCACACAGCUCUACAUUUGGCUGUAAUCGCUGGUAAUUUGCCGUUAGUUCGAUUCCUGCUCGUGUCCGGCCAGGCGGACCCAAAUAAGCGAGAUGCCGAAGGUCACUCGACUGUUCAUUGGGCUACAGUAUGUGCCGACGUGGAUGCUCUCGAGUUGGUGCUCAGCCACGGAGGCACAACCAGUUCGGCCGACGUACACGGCGGAUAUGCCGUCCAUUACGCUGCUCAAAUGUGUGGAAACGGAGCUUGUCGUUCGGGCGAAGCACGGAAUACAGGUGUCCGCGUGUUGCAGCUGUUACUGUCGUUCGGCGCCGACGUCCACGUGACCGACAAACACGGACGCCAACCGAUUUUGUGGGCGGCCAGCGCGGGUAGUGCGGAUGCUAUUAUAACUUUGGUGAACGGUGGAGCAAACGUUGAAUCGCAUGACAAAGACGGACUGACAGCAUUGCACUGUGCGGCCAGUCGAGGACACGUAGAAUGCGUAGACGGACUUUUGACGUUGUGUGGAUGCGAAGUCGAUGCGGUGGACAGCAACAGUUGCUCGGCUUUGUUCUAUGCCGUGACUUUGGGCCACGCAGACGCGACCGAGAUGCUAUUGGAGCAUGGAGCUAAUCCCGAUCGACAGGAUGGCAAAGGAAGAACGCCAGCGCAUUGCGGUGCAUUUAAAGGACAAUUGGAAACGGUCCGACUUUUAGCUGAACACGGUGCCAAUUUAUGGUUGCGAAACUCAAAGGGUGGUUAUCCAUUGCACGACGCUGUGAGGUCUGGUCGCAAGGAGCUGGUCCUUUGGCUGAUAUCGAUGCGUCCCGAGUCUGUAGAUUAUUAUGAUGAUGACGGUAAACGACCAUUGCAUAUCGCUGCUCUUAACAACAAUUUGGAAAUGAGUAAGAUUAUCUUGGAUAAUGGAGCAUCAAUAAACCCAGUAAUGAAAAUCAAAGGAGAACGAAUGACUCCCCUUGAUGUAGCUUUACGAAAAAACAAUAGACAUUUGGCGAAGUUUUUAAAUCUUUUUGGUGGUAAGCCAGCUAGCAAGUUAAAUAAAACUUUGUCUAAACAACAAUCCACUGUUCGUGUUAAGACUAAAAGAAUUGAAUCUCGACGAAAUUCGUAUUCAUCUGAUUCAAUUAGCCGAAAAUAUCGCAACGGUGGUGGCCGUAAAAAACAAAUCAUUUCACGCAAAACUGAGAGCCCGAAACUUAACAAAGCGUCGAAGGGACGUGUAGUUCAAGUGCACAUAAGGGCAAACGUGUUGACGAAAACGGUCGGCAAGUCGCGAGACGACAGGAAGUCGUGCGGCGGUGGAGGUGGUACGUUACCGAAAGCCCGUCGAAAAAAGGCGACGGGCGUCACCAACGAGCCAAAGGAAUGUUUCAGCGAAAACGAUAUGUGCUACGGCGGCGGCGGCGGCGGUGACGACGACUACGACUACGAUUACGAGGACGACGACCACUAUGACGACGAUGACGGAGAGGACGACGACGAGGACAUUGACGAUGGUGACGAUGACUGUGCAGACGGCGGCGGUGGCGGCGGCUGCGUCGAAGAACAGACAAACGGUUCGGCUGCGGCGGCGGCAGCUGAUCAUUGUGGUGGCAGCAGACGACAGCACAGGAACAGGCGUCGUGGUAACAGGAUGGCGACUCGUGGCGGCAGCGGCGGUGGACGUCGUCGACGCGAUAAGGCGACGUCCAAAGCAAAUUCUGCAGCCGACCAACAAGAAUUACGCACAUCCGGAAUCGCAGCGACUUCCGGCGAGGUCAUAGGCGACGGUGGUAGCGACCAACCCACCGGAGCAAACCCAGCUCCCGGAGAACUCGACCGGGAAGGCGUGAAAUCAAAAGCAACCACUGAAAACGUGGACGCUAAAGAAGACGGUAUACGACUAAUGGACGGUCAGGCAUCAGUAAAGGCAGAAGUUGAAGGCAACGUCGAUCACCCUCUGGUGUCGGUUACGGGACCCGAAGAGACGUCGCACGAUAACCACGACAAAAGAGAUGGUGGUCCAUCAACGGCCUUUGUCGUAGAACAGGAAUUCGGUGGUUCGACGGCGGACGGCCCACCGGCGAUGAAAAAUGGUGAGUCGAAGUUGACCAUUAAGAAAGGUGGUGAGACCACGGUGAGAGGUGGUGAGGCCACGGUGAAAGGUGGUGAGGCCACGGUGAAAGGUGGUGCUGUGACAGUAACUACAAAAGGAAAUUUGACUGAACGGUCGACGAGCCGGGAGGGCGGCAAAACGGGUCAACCCAACAGCGGCAGGGCCAUAGUCGAAGUAUUGGAUCGCGUGGACACGCCACAACUGUCGGCCACGGUCGACGGCGAUGGCGAUGUCGGGGUGGGAGUCGUUACUGGAGGUCGGAACUUCGUCGGUGAACCGACCGCGUUCAGUGUGUUGCCCGACGCAGGACGGGAAGACGACAGGCCUUGUGAGUGUCCGGAUUGUCGCAAGCGAAAACCAUCGCGGUCAACUUCUAAAAAAAUGAAAAGCCGAAUUCCUCGAUUGAACAAUUAUUGUAGUUUAGCGCCUACUUCCGAUCUAAACACUAUGUCUGUAACGAAAGCUGUUCAAUUAAGCAGUAGAAAGUAUAAUUUGGAACGGUUGAUUUUUUAUCAACUGUCAGAAUUAAAACGGUUACAAAUCAGAGCGGGCAAGUCCGACGAACGAGUAUUGGUUAAACGACUAGUUGAAGAGUAUGGUAGUACAGGACUGUUUACUGGAUUGAAAAGAUACGACGGACCCUUUUCGUUUAAGCGUUUCGAAAAAUAUUUAUACGAUCAACUGCUGGUAUUGCAAAAGCAAUCGUUGACCAACGACAAAACCACGAUCCCCAGGGUACAGUCGAUUGACGAAGUGGAAAAACUGGCCGGAGCUUUGCGCCGGAUCGACGCUGGAAAAACGGUGCUGGAGAACCCAAACGAUUGUCUGUCAUGUGUCCGGAGUACGAACAGGUGUUUUCACGCCACUCACGCAUACACAGGCGUACCUUGUGCCGCAUACAUACCUAAGUUCCGAUUGGACCACCACCGGAUGCCGAAACCACCGGCGGACGAUGGUCGUCGACACCGCUUCCUGCCGGACAUCCGAACGGGCCAGGACAUAUCCGGCGGGACCACCACCCGGUGCCUACGAAACGUGGACCCGUCCAGGCCGAUCACACUGCAGCUGGGAAACGGGCCCUGUGCGCAGGCCAUCGACUUGCCCACCGAUAAGCUGGACAAGAACAGGCGGUACUUCGUGACGUUCACGAUCAAGGGGGCUGGGGAUGGCGCCCACAACAGACACCGUCCGCCAGGCCCACCCGCUUUCCGGUCGGACGGUCGCCGCGGUCACGCCAUUGACUGCAAUCCGCCGUUAGCCCACACUCACGCUAAGAGCUUUUAGCGUUUUUUUUUUUGUUUUUUAUUUUAUCCAACUGCCACCGCGUAAGUGGACUUCUCCUCGGACGGGAAGUGUUUCGAAUAGCCUCGUCGGAUCUAGAAUGAAUAUACACUCCCAGACGUCCACAGUGGUACGCGUGAUACAUAUUAUAAUAAGAAUUACACCAACGCCGCUGAAAAGUGAAGUUGAAUGACUUACUCGGUUUGUAUUAUUACACUAUCAAAUAUCAAAAUUUAUCGGAUUGGUCGAGCCACCACCAAUAGACACUAACCUAUUGAUUUACCGUUAAGAUGUUAAAUUUUGACUCGGGCCGAUCGUUUUCGGAGGCUCGCAGCCAACAUUUUGCGCUAGAAUGUUCUCAUGUCCCGAUACCCGCUCACUCUGUCUACGACGUAGCGAGUUUGAGUUCAGCAGAUUCAAUUUCGUGUUUUUAGGUAACCACAGAUUUCUAUAUAGUACAAAUAAAAAAAAAUGUAGACAUCUGUUUGCUUAAUACUAGAGUUAAUAGACCUAGAAGACAUUAUCUGCGAUCCCUCGUUGGUUUUUUACAAUACCUAUUUUAAUUUUUAAGCGAGUUAAGAUAAUUUUUAAUUACUAUUUUUCUUAAAAAAUAUUUUACCCACUUAUAACUGACUAAUGACUUGCAGACUAAUUAAAACAUCGUGAAAAAUCAACGAGAGACCUUACCUAUAAGUUUGAUAAACCAUCAUAAUUAAUAGGUGAAUGAACGAAUUAAGGGCGUUGGUACAAAAAUCGUGAAGGUGAAGUGAGGGUAGCGUGCCGUGAUGCACUCUCGGGGGUCACGUCUCUUGUAAACCCACCUUAACAAUAAUCCGCACAAAAUCGAAACUAUUGAUCAUAAGUUUUGGCAUGUUAAUAUGUUAUGCGUAUUAGUAAGAGUGUAAGACGGAGACAACUCUGUCGGGAUCUUACGUAGUACCUAUGUCCUGUUAAGAGGACACCCGCAUGUGUUGUCAACGUCUUACAAACGUACAACAUAUAGAAAAAACUGUUAUGCGUGAAAUAAAACCACUGAAGCUGUAGUCCAAGCUAAACAACCAAAUUUUUUUAUUAUUAAAAGAACAUUUACUGUGCAACAUCGUUUUUAUUUUUUCAAUGUCA